AAUGAUGAUUACCUCGAAUCAUUUUGUUUUCUUAUAAAAGUCCUGGCCUGAACCAGUCGCCGGUAUUUCGUGCAAAGCAAAAGACCAUUGAUUGAGCAGGAUCUGUGUCACGAUGCCAAGCCUCAAAGACCUUGGGGCCCUGAGGGGAAACUUCACGCCAAAAUUGCUUCUAAUCUACCUGGUUCUGAAUCUUUCUGUAUUCAGCUUCGGUUUCGAUGACACUGUUUACUCAACCAUUCAGGCCAUGCCUCCAUAUGCAAAGAUGUUUGGGAGAUAUGACAAGGAAACCCAACAAUGGGGCUUUACCGCCAGACAACUGUCAUUUCUCAACUCGCUAGGGCAUCCGGCCAAGGUUAUCGGUACUCUUCUGGGCUACUUCGUUGGCGAGAAUCUCGGCCGCAAGCCAUGCUUUAUCGGUAUGCAAUUUAUUGUCGUAGCAGGUGUUGCAGUGACAUACUCUGCCACUACAUUUGGCCAAGCCCUUGCUGGACGCAUCAUUGUGCAGUUGUACGCAGGCGUCGAGAACUGGUUGAUUCCUAUGCUCUUGGCUGAGUUGUCUCCAGCACCUAUCCGCGGCGCCUCGGUUAUUCUUUACGUAAUUAGUCACACUCUCGGGUCUCUGAUCUGCUCUUUCAUCACUCUCGGAACAUCCAAGCUUCACGAUAAUCGCUCAUGGCAGAUUCCGGUUGGCGUUAUGUGGCUCUUUCCUGGUCUCUGCUUGACAUUGUCCUUUUUCAUCCCAGAGAGCCCUCGCUGGCUGGUCCGGCAGAAUCGCAACAAGGAAGCGACCAAAAGCCUGUUGCAUAUCCACGGCUCAGUAAAAGGAUUCGAUGCAGAUGAGGAAACUGCAAGAUUAGCAGCUUCAAUUGAGGCCGAUAGUGUCACCACUGGAUCGUGGUUUGACCUAUUCAAGGGAACCAACCUGCGAAGAACUGGCAUCGCCCUUGCCAUUUCUGUCUUUAGUCAAUUCACGGGUGGUGCCUUUGUCACACAGUAUGGGACACUUUUUGUCAUGAGCUUGGGAACAUUCAACCCGUUCUCCUGGACAGUCCUUCUGAGAGUUGCUAUGAUGAUUGGUCCAAUUGUGGCAUUUGCUACAAUUGACGCAUUUGGUCGUAGGCCGGUCUAUCUUGCCGGUUCUUCGAUAGCAUCCGCCUUGAUGUUUGCCAUUGGUGGCUUGGGAAUAGGUCACAUAACCACAUCGAAAAAGAAGGGCAUCAUUGCGGCAACUGUUCUCUGGGGGCCGUGUUAUUCUGGUGCCUUUGGAGCCUUGGGUGCAGUGAUCGCUGCCGAGGUGCCACACUUGAGGCUGCGCGACAAAAGCAACACUUUGUCAACAACCACGCGUAUUGUCUUUGACUUCAUCGUCGCCUUCAGUUUGCCGUACCUCAUGAAUGCUCCGUAUGCAAAUCUACAAUCAAAGAUCGGCCUGAUCUUUGGCUCUAUAGCAUCCAUCGCUGCGAUAUGGGCUUAUUUAUUUAUGCCUGAGCUGCAUCAAAGAUCCCUGGAGGUAGCGGAGGUAAUGUGGGAUGCCCGAGUACCGGCACGGAAGAUGAAAGAUUGGAAGGCAGACGCUGUAGCAUCUAAUGAAACCGAUCUGACUGAUAAAUCGGGUGUAUCAUUACAAAUCGGGGGUCAUCAGAACAAGAACAUGACUGUGGAGAGAAUGGCACAAGUCUAAGAGUUAGCUUCCAACGAUUUGUAGCUAAAAGGCUUCCCCGCGUAUCUGAACAACGCGGUAUAUCGUGCAGUGUGCC
Molecule: messenger RNA, 1757 nt
Organism: Boeremia exigua
Lineage: Eukaryota; Fungi; Ascomycota; Dothideomycetes; Pleosporales; Didymellaceae
Product: general substrate transporter
Exons: 5
Coding region: 113-1681 (522 amino acids)
Biological process (GO): transmembrane transport; carbohydrate transport
Cellular component (GO): membrane
Molecular function (GO): carbohydrate:proton symporter activity
Source: RefSeq, a predicted model, not a curated record